Nothoprocta perdicaria is the source of this 1681-nucleotide messenger RNA. RefSeq names its product MPN domain containing (gene MPND). Gene Ontology annotation, molecular function: metallopeptidase activity; polyubiquitin modification-dependent protein binding. The coding region runs from base 1 to 1653 and encodes 550 amino acids. The record is from RefSeq and is a predicted model, not a curated record. NCBI's taxonomy places the organism in Eukaryota, Metazoa, Chordata, Aves, Tinamiformes, Tinamidae. Gene Ontology annotation, biological process: double-strand break repair. The transcript is spliced from 13 exons. Gene Ontology annotation, cellular component: BRISC complex; BRCA1-A complex.
AUGUCGCGGCCCUGUCCCCCACCGGGCACCUUGUGCUUCAGCAGCGCCAGCAGUGUCCCCUUAGCCCUGUUCCUGCACCAUCCUGUGUCCCGUGCCCCCCAUCCCCAUGUCCCCUGUCCCUGCGAUGUGAGGCAGGGUGGCACCGGCAGGGUGGGGGCCCAGGCGUCCUGCCCGCGGCCGCCCCCAUGGCUCCGUGUCACAGCGCUGGCCGCCGGCUCCCCCGGCGCGGACGAGUGCCCGGAGGAGGACGAGGACGAGCUGGAGCCGGGGCUGGACGAGGCGGAGGCCGACGCGGAGGCCGGCGGCGCCGCCAGGGCGGCGGGGGCGGCGCGGGGGGCCGUGCUCACCCGCCGCGCCAUCACCCUGCGCGUGCUGCUCCGCGACGGCCUCCUGGAGCCGGCGCGCGGCGUCCUCUCCAUCUACUACCUGGGCAAGAAGUUCGUGGGGGACCUGGGGGCGGACGGGACCAUCACGUGGCAGGAGACGGGGCAGGUUUUCAACUCGCCCAGCGCCUGGGCCACCCACUGCAAGCGCCUCGUGAACCCGGCCAAGAAGUCGGGCUGCGGCUGGGCCUCCGUGCGCUACAAGGGCCAGAAGCUGGACCAGUACAAGGCGGCCUGGCUGCGGCAGCACCAGCCCAACGCGCCCGCCGCCGACGAGAGCCUGGCCAGCGAGGGUGAGGAGGACGAGCUGCCCGAGGAGGAAGAGGAGGAGGUGGCGCCGAGGGAGGGCCGAGCGCCGGAGCCGCCCAAGAAGCUGGAGGAGAGGAGCAAGAAGCAGCAGGGCAGGAGCCCGGCGGAGCAGCCGGCGGCAGAGCACGGCCCCGCCGCGAAGAAGCCRGAGAACAAGCCCCGCGUCCCCGUGCGCUACUGCACCCUGGGCACCCGCGACGCGGCCAGGAACCCGCAGACCCUGGUGGAGGUGACGUCCUUCGCGGCCAUCAACAAGUUCCAGCCCUUCAACGUGGCCAUCUCCAGCAACGUCCUGCUGCUCCUGGAUUUCCACAGCCACCUGACGCGCAGCGAGGUCGUGGGCUACCUGGGCGGCCGCUGGGACACGAGCGCGCAGCUGCUCACCGUCCUGCGCGCCUUCCCGUGCCGCACGCGCCUGGGCGACGCCGACGCCGCCGCCGCCGUCGAGGAGGAGAUCUGCCAGAGCCUCUUCCUGCGGGGGCUCUCGCUCGUGGGCUGGUACCACAGCCACCCGUUCGGGCCGGCGCUGCCCUCGCUGCUCGACAUCGACGCGCAGAUGGGCUACCAGCUGCGGCUGCAGGGCGGCCACGGCUUCCCGCCCUGCCUGGCCCUCAUCUGCGGGCCCUACUACCCCGGCAACCCCGGCGUGGAGUCCCGCAUCGCGCCCUUCUGGGUGAUGCCGCCCCCCGAGCAAAGGCCCAACGACUACGGCAUCCCCAUGGAGGUGGAGGUGGCCUACGUGCAGGACGGCUUCCUCACCAACGACGUGCUGCAGGAGAUGACGCUGCUGGUGGAGUUCUACAAGGGCGCCCCGGACCUGGUGAGAUUCCAGGAGCUCUGGAGCCAGGACCAGACCUACCUGGACAAACUCAAGGGCUCCCUGGCYGCGCGGACCCCCAAGGACCUCGGCUUCGCCCACGUCCUCGAGCAGAUCUACGGGCUCCUUAAGCAGAGCGGCUGAGGAACCCGCGUCCCGUGGGAGCGGGCGG